UCACCAUUGAUAAUUGCAACUGGCACCAAGUGGUUAAGGAAUAAGUCUUUUUAUAAACCUCACUGAUCACGCUCAGUAGAGGGUGCACUGAAUUGCACCACAAAUUUGUGAAUAUUUCACAAUCAACCAAAGAGAGGGCACAGAAUUCCUAGCCUCAGUGACUCUUUGGUGGGAACUGCAUUGUGCUGGCUCACAAACACACGCCCUGUAUUUGAUGUGCAAAGCGUCAUACCAGGGGAUACACAUAGUCUGACAGCGACUGUUCCAAAUCCUUUCACCCUGUUCUAUUUUUGCAUGAUUACGGAGGAGUAGACACCACGCGAUAGUACUCAUUAAUUAUAUGUUGUGUAUAUGGGAGGACUUACAAACUUUUGGCAACAAAGACAGAAAGGGAAAAAAAUGAGAUGGAGUGAGAACUUCAUUGUGGAUUUUGUGAUAUGAAAUACAAACAUAUUUCAUCUCCAGCUCAGAUGUAAAUUAUGAAAUGUGUUUGUCCCGCAUUAUUGCCCCAUUACGAACAAAAUUCUCUAUCGAAAACCACUGUCCCUGCCAACAUGGCCCUUUUCUAGUGCGAUGACAUGCGGCCAAAUCCUCUGCAUCGAGAGCAAAUUUAUUGAUGCAUUAUUACUGAUAAUGGCAUUAUUCAUCAUAAUUUACUACUUUAUAAAAUGACCGCUUCCUCUCAGGGAGGGGCUGUAACUCUACACGUUGUAGAGGAAACAAUAUCAAGCUGACAAGAAGUGCUACGUAUCACUGCCAUUACAUCUUCAUUUCUUCAUGUCUUAUGUUAUUGUAAUUGUUUUAUCCAAUUUCUGUCCAGCUGGCUCAUUAAUCAGAUAUUUCAGUCUAGCCAAGCAUAACCGCUGACGUAGGUGCUUUUGUAACAAAAAAGUCACAGUGCUGCUGCUGCUGAUGGCAGUAUUACUGUGGCAUUAUCACUGCUUUUUAAUGGCUUGUUAUCAGAGUCAUUCUAAAGGGAAAUAUAUCCAGUGUUGGUAAACAGAUUGAACCAAGUCCACAGAUUUAUGUGCAGAAAAUACUCUGAGUAAUCUUAGUAACAGCCUUCUCCCUUCCGUUCAACUGACCAAUUGUAAGACUGGGAUUGUGGACCGGUUGUGACAUUGCCACAGUUGGGUUGACUGGGAGGACUGUCAGCAAGUUAGCCAUUCAAGGUGGAGAAGAACCCCAGCUUCUUUGUUGGAAAGAGAUGUUUUGACUCUGCAGCCAUAGGCCAUCUGUGUAGUUUGGGAGCAUCGACAAAAUGAUGCGUAUGUGUGACACGCUCAUUGGUCAGUACCCUGUUGCCUGUUUGUGACUUGGCAGGUGUGCGUUUAUACAUAUAUUGCUCAUUUCGCUUGGAGGUCAAGAAACUCUUUGUUGUUGUCAGGGACCUGAUGAGCUAAAUAAACUCUUUGAACAUUGAGCACUUGUCCUAGUUAGUACACCACAUCUCUUCCCUUCUCACAUGCAGUGUGGUUUGGUCACUUCUUCCUCAUUCGGCAGCCAUGUUUUGGUGAGAACAUACAGAAACUGCUGGCAGAAGAAAAACUAUUCCGGCAUACAACGUUGACUUGCAUUAAUUAUUUUGAGGAAACAAGCCAUCAUAGGCUAUUGCUUUGAGUAAUUGUUUUUUACAUAUUGGUACAAACAUUGCGAAAAGAUGGAUGAACAUAAAGACAACUUGACACAUAACUCAUCUGGUUGCCUUGAGGAGGUGUGCACAUCCUACAGUGAGCGGCAAGUUUUUGCUGCUAUCUUUGGCAUCAUUUUUGUGGUGGGAACUGUUGGCAAUGCCUUGGUCAUAGCCGCUGUGAUCCUAUCCAGGAAACUCCGCAAUGCUACAAACAUGUUAGUGCUAAACCUGAGCAUAGCUGACUUUUUGACGUGCGUCUGUGUCAUCCCUAUCAAUGCAGCAGCUAUACUAAGUGAGGACAGCUGGCCCCUGGUCAAUUCCUCUUGCAAAUUUGCAGGCUUUUUGUUGGCAGUUUGCACUGGUUGCAGCCUGAACAACCUGGCCUGUAUUGCCAUCAACAGGUACGUCAUGAUCACCAAAAGCAAGUCAACUUACCGGACGAUGUUCAACAGGCGACGGACCUUGGCUGGGGUUAUCCUGACUUGGCUGGUACCCUUGGCUGUUGUGAUCUGCCCAGCUUUGACUGGUAUUGUGGAAAUAGCUUUUAAUCUUGAUGCUUCCCUCUGCACAUGGCUCUCACUUUAUCCUGAGCACCUACAUGCAUAUCCGUUUAACUUCAUUUUCUUCGCUUUAUCAGUGCCGAUUCAGGUCUCCCUCAUAUUCUUGAGUUACAUCAGCAUUCUUUGUCACAUCCGCACCCACACCAAGCGAGUCCGACCUGACAGCAACCUCCAGAUACAAGUGACCAAGAAUCUUGCACUUGUCAUGUGUGUCUUCAUGUUGUGUUAUGUACCCUCGUGCAUAAAGCUAUUGCUUUCCAGUCCUAUGCCUAUGUGGUUUCGGCGUGCAUCUUUUGCAAUCUUUCUGGCUAACAGUUGUGUGAAUCCACUUAUUUAUGCAGCCAAGCACCCUAACUUCAGGGUGGUUUUUUGCUGCAUAAUCCGUGGGAAAUGGAAAGACAUACCAGAAAGGGUUUCUUUUCAGUUCUGCAAGUGAUCUUAAAAUGACGAUAGUCAAACUUCUGUUCCAGGUCUAAGAAUGUGUAUAGUCAUAACAAACAAAGCUCACAUCUCGCCUACAAAUUCAUGAUAUUUGUUACAAAUCUGUUUCUACAUUUGAGGAUAAAUUCUAUAGUUUGCUUUUGGACAUAUUAGUUGCCUUGAAUCACCCUAAACUAGAAUGCCAUUGUGGUUAUAAGAUAUGAAUAUUUUCCCUUUCAAUCUUGUAUCCGAAUAUUCAAAUUAGAACCAAAAUUUAAUAUUCGAUAGCCGAUCAAAUUUCUGCCUUGCCCUUCCAUGGGUGUGUCUUUGUUUUUACAUUCCAUUGGGGAUCCUGAACAACAGAGGACAAUGGAGUCCCUGAUUCACCGAGGGUUCCUGAUUGACAGUCGUGUAUAAGACAUAUAGGUGGCCUUCCAAAAUAAGGUCAAAGUAUUAGCAAUUUAAGAGGAACAAUAGGGGGGCCUCAGUUAUAUAAGCAAAUGUGGGUGCAGGUGCUUGUGUGUCCAGAAUAUUUUUGUCAGCGCAAUAAGUUGAGAAUUACUUCGUGUAUGAUCCUGGGAAGACUAUCGCACUUGGGCAGAAAAGGUAAAAGGUCCCAAUGACUAAAACAAUUGAAAUCUCGUUAUCAUGAUUACUUGAGAAAUACUUUGCAUAUUGAUUUCCAAUUUAGUUUGUGGAUUGCUCUUAACCAUAUGCUGCCAGUUUUGGGUACCUUGGGUUUGUAUGCAUAGCAGGGGUGCCUGAAAUCGGACAAAAGAGCUGGGCCUUAUAACAGAAAGACCGUACUCAGAACAAAAGACCCGCUGCUUGAAAUUGCUCAGGUUACAUUUAUCGGAGGUAAUCCGUCAUUGUUUUGAAACAGUA
Molecule: messenger RNA, 3498 nt
Organism: Acanthaster planci (crown-of-thorns starfish)
Lineage: Eukaryota; Metazoa; Echinodermata; Asteroidea; Valvatida; Acanthasteridae
Product: melatonin receptor type 1C-like
Biological process (GO): G protein-coupled receptor signaling pathway
Cellular component (GO): membrane
Molecular function (GO): G protein-coupled receptor activity
Source: RefSeq, a predicted model, not a curated record